AUGCGUUUCGCAAUUGUGAUCUUCGCGGCGGUUUUCGCCCUCACGGCGGCUGAAUACCAAUCAUACGAUGGGUAUCAAGUGGUGACCAUUAAAGUGGAUUUGCCCGCGACAGUGGAUCUUCUGUUCCAAUGGCAAGAGCAGGGAAUCGACUUCUGGGACAGCCUGAACUCAAUCGGUCGCCCGACGAGAGUCAUGAUUCCUCCGCAUCUCCUCGAAGAGUUUCCCGCCUUCCUCAGGGAAAACGAGAUUUCCUACGAACUCUCGAUUCCUAAUGUCGAAACUGUCAUCGCGGAGGAGCGAAGAGUUAACAUGGAGAGAAGAGCGAUUGCCAUGAUGAAGAAGGCGAAUUCGCCACGAGCAACUGCAGAUUUCUCUUACUAUUGGCAAACGGAGGAAAUCAAUGAAUAUCUGCGUGAACUUGCUGACGAAUUUCCCCACUUGGUGACUCUUGAAGUCGCCGGACAUGGUUAUGAAGGUCGUGUAAUCUACGUCCUUAAAAUAUCAAACACGAACUUCGAUGGCACUAAGCCUAAGAUCUUCAUCGACUCCACAAUCCACGCUCGCGAAUGGAUCGCUCCGAUGGCAACUCUUUACCUCAUUCACGAGAUGGUGCAACAUUCAGCCAAUUAUCCUGAACUCUACGAUUGCGAUUGGAUCAUCAUUCCCGUGGCGAAUCCUGACGGAUAUCAAUUCAGCCAUGACAGCACUCGCAUGUGGAGAAAGAAUCGCGCAAUCAACCAAGGAAGUAUUUGCCGAGGAGUCGAUGGCAACAGGAAUUACAGAUAUCGCUGGGGCACAACUGGAAUCAGUACCAAUCCUUGCUCUGAUGUCUUUUUGGGUCCUGCGCCGCUGUCUGAGCCUGAAACCCAGAUUGUGUCAAAUGAACUGGCCAAGGAAGCUGGUAACAUUCGCUUGUACUUGAGCGUCCACUCCUUCGGAGACAUGCUGCUCUUCCCUUGGGGAUAUGAACGCAUUUAUCACGCCAAUCGUGAUCAGCUUUUCGAACUGGGAGAUUAUGUGUCUGAUGCAAUCUUUAACGCCCACGGACGUCGUUACAUCGUCGGAAACUCUGCUACUGUCCUGUCUCCAGCCUCAGGAGGAAGCGAUGAUUAUGCCGCCGCUGAACACCACAUCGAUCUUGCCUACACAAUUGAACUUACAGGCGGCCAAAACAAUGGAUUCGAUUUGCCACCAGAACAAAUUAUCCCUGUUUCUGGAGAAAUGUUCACAGGUUUCCGUGCUUAUGCUCGAUACAUUGCAGAGCAUUACUAA
Molecule: messenger RNA, 1272 nt
Organism: Phlebotomus argentipes
Lineage: Eukaryota; Metazoa; Arthropoda; Insecta; Diptera; Psychodidae
Product: carboxypeptidase B-like
Exons: 5
Coding region: 1-1272 (423 amino acids)
Biological process (GO): proteolysis
Molecular function (GO): zinc ion binding; metallocarboxypeptidase activity
Source: RefSeq, a predicted model, not a curated record